Messenger RNA from Ambispora leptoticha, 558 nucleotides. Lineage: Eukaryota; Fungi; Glomeromycota; Glomeromycetes; Archaeosporales; Ambisporaceae. The record is from the annotation of a GenBank genome assembly.
AUGCAUCAUUUAUGGAAUUAUAGUUCAACUAAUAAUUCCGAUUUACAAGAACAACAAAUCGUUGAUUAUAUUGAUAAAAAAAUCAUUCCCCAAGCGGAAACGAUUGAUUUAGCCGGUAAAGCCUUAGAAUAUUUAGUAGAAAAAGGAACGGAUUGGGCGGUUGAUGGAGCGGCAUUUACUCUCCUUAAACUCCAAGAUUUUUUAUACGAUAAAUAUUUACUAGCUAAUGAGCGACAAAAAGAAAUCUUUAAGAACAAGAUUUUGGAAAAGUUUCCAAAUAGUGGCUUAGCUAACAAAUUAAGAAAUGAGUUUGAAAGGAAAGAAAAAAAGUUGAUCCGAAGAGAGGCUAAACUUACUAAACUCCAAAUCGAGGAAGCGGCUAUUGAAGAAGAAAUCAAACAUUUUGCGAGAAUAAGGAAUAUUGAAAAUGGAGUUUCGGAAACUCCCAAAGAGCAAUCAACCGACUUUUUAACUACUUUAACGCAACAGGGAAAAAGUUUUUUAAAAGAUAAAGUUGGUUCAGUUGGUGAAUUAUUAGGAAAAAAAGAGAAAAAAUAA